This is a messenger RNA of Pleurotus ostreatus (oyster mushroom), 1773 nucleotides long. RefSeq lists its product as uncharacterized. The record is from RefSeq and is a predicted model, not a curated record. Gene Ontology annotation, cellular component: cytosol. Gene Ontology annotation, biological process: glutathione metabolic process. The transcript has 10 exons. Bases 1 to 1773 code for a protein of 590 amino acids. Lineage: Eukaryota; Fungi; Basidiomycota; Agaricomycetes; Agaricales; Pleurotaceae. Gene Ontology annotation, molecular function: 5-oxoprolinase (ATP-hydrolyzing) activity.
AUGUCGAACGAAGAUAAUGCGUCGAAACCUGCUUCGAAGGGACCGGAUCCAAUUCUGUUGACCCUUUUUGCCAACCGAUUCAUGAGCGUAGCCGAAGCCAUGGGCCGUUCCUUGCAGCAGACAUCCAUCAGCACGAAUAUCAAGGAGAGGCUUGAUUUCUCCUGCGCGCUGUUUGCUCCCGAUGGGGACUUGGUAGCCAAUGCACCAUUUAUUCCGAUUCACCUCGGUUCUAUGAGUUUUGCUGUGAAAUAUCAGAUGAAUCUCUAUGGAAAGGAGCUCAAAGAAGGAGACGUUCUCAUGACCAAUUCGCCGCACGCAGGUGGCUCCCACCUCCCGGAUAUCACGAUCAUUACCCCGGUUUUCGAUUCCGCAACGAAGGAUAUCAUCUUCUUUACCGCCUCUCGUGGGCACCAUGCAGACAUCGGUGGUAUUUUACCAGGUUCUAUGCCCCCAACGUCUGUCAGUAUAUUCGAAGAGGGUGCUGAAAUAGUCAGCUUCAAGAUUGUCAAUGGGGGCGUCUUCGACCGCGAAGGCUUGAUAGAGUACAUGGUGGACAAGCCCAGCCAAUACCCAGGUAGCUCAGGCUGCAGGAACAUUCGGGACGUUGAGAGCGAUUUGAAGGCGCAAAUUGCUGCAAACCACAAGGGAAUCCAACUGAUACAUGCUAUCGUGGAUGAUUACGGCCUCGAAACGGUUCAAGAAUACAUGUACCACAUCAGGGCGAACGCUGAGCAAUCCGUUCGCAACCUUCUGAAAGAUGUGGCAAGACGCGCUGGAACAAAUGUGUUAGAAGCCAUCGACUACCUUGAUGACGGCUCUCCCAUUCAGCUGAAGGUUGAUAUCAAUGUUGAGAAGGGGUCUGCCGUACUGGAUUUCGCGGGGACAGGAUGCGAGGUGAGAGGGAAUCUGAACUCGCCCAUCUCCGUCGUGCACUCGGCAGUCAUCUACUGCAUGCGUUCCAUGCUCGACUUGGAAAUUCCCUUAAACGCUGGCUGCCUUGUUCCGCUUGAAAUCAAAAUUCCUGAGAAGUCGCUUCUAUCGCCAUCACGAACUGCUGCUGUUUGCGGAGGGAAUGUUCUAACAUCCCAGCGCAUCGUGGAUGUCGUUCUAAAAGCAUUCCAUGCAUGCGCCGCUAGUCAAGGGUGUACAAACAAUCUAACGUUUGGCACCGGUGGGAAGGACAAGGAUGGGAAGAGUGUCAGUGGAUGGGGUUACUACGAAACUAUUGCAGGUGGAUCGGGCGCUGGUCCCGGUUGGCACGGAACCUCAGGCGUACACACUCACAUAACGAAUACCCGAAUCGGAGAUGUCGAAAUUCUUGAACGUCGUUAUCCUGUGAUGCUGCAUCAGUUUGGGUUGCGGACAGGAUCAGCUGGACAGGGAAAGUACCGUGGUGGGGAAGGUGUUAUCAGAGACAUCGAAUUCUUGGAACCAAUGCAGGUGUCUAUACUAUCAGAGCGGCGUACGAGACAGCCUUAUGGCAUGGAAGGCGGUGGGCCAGGGGGGCUCGGGCGUAAUACGUGGAUAAAAAAAGCAUCCAAGGCAGAUGGAGACCUGGUUGAUGGUGGUCCCACGGAGAGAAAUAUCAAUAUCGGCGGCAAGGCUUCAGUGUGGAUGGGAAAGGGUGACAGAUUGCUGAUCGAGACACCGGGCGGAGGUGGUUGGGGCGAGGCGGAAGGGUCACAGGAAACCGACUUUAUUCAUGGACAUAUGAAGGCAUGGGAGCCGAGGGGAAGUCUGGCGGAAAGAGCGGCAGCUCAGGCAGGGUUCUAG